UUGGCUAUCGUAUCGGUCCUUAUGUUUAAGAUCUAUCGGUUAUUUCGUUGAUUUUGGCUCGGUUUGGUUCCUUUUUCUGGUUAGGGUAUAUUGCCAAAGACUAUCACUUUCCCGGACGACGCAGACACAAAGCCUCCGGUCUCGUCGGAGAUUCUAGUGAACCACGAUUCACCUUAAUCCUCUCUCGUUCUGUGUUUGCUAGAAACUGGGUUUAUCGAAAUCGAGGGGUUUUGUUGAAAUUAUAAAAAUUCCGAUGGCGGAUUCUCAAAUGGGACCUGGUGCUCCCAUUACUCUACAAGAGUUGUACCCUUCUUCUCCGUUUUACAAGGAAGCUGUUUCACUCAGAGUUACAGGAAUGUUGAGAGGAUACUCAGUUGAAACAGCUAUAGGAGUUAUUGAAGAUGGAGGGAGAAGUCUCAAAAUCAAUACUCAAAACCUAAGAGAUGUUAGUUUCAGGGUUGGUUCAAUCUACCAGUUCAUUGGAGAGUUACACAUUGAACAAUCUAAUAAUGAGGCGAUCUUGCAGGCUCGAACAGGAAGAAAUGUGGAUGGAAUCGAUAUGAACCUCUACCGUAAGACAGUUGAACUCCUAAGACAAUUUCUAAAAGAAGAAGGCAACAGCAAUAUGGUUGAAUGAGGCUCUAAUGAUCAGUUACCAUCCAAGUAACAUAACCCACCCACGAUAACAUAUCUUCUUAUCUUUUUGUUCACUUGUAGAUGAAUCUUAGAAUUGGUGGAUUUGUUUUGGUCAGUUGGUUAAUAUGAGCAAUGUUCUCAAAAGAAUGUGUUUGAAUUUGGUUAACCGGUAUGAAAUCCGGUUUGGUAAGUUGGUUAGCUCAAGCAAUUCCGU
This is a messenger RNA of Camelina sativa (false flax), 850 nucleotides long. RefSeq names its product CST complex subunit TEN1-like. The record is from RefSeq and is a predicted model, not a curated record. Gene Ontology annotation, biological process: negative regulation of telomere maintenance via telomerase. Gene Ontology annotation, cellular component: CST complex. Gene Ontology annotation, molecular function: telomerase inhibitor activity; telomeric repeat DNA binding; single-stranded DNA binding. NCBI's taxonomy places the organism in Eukaryota, Viridiplantae, Streptophyta, Magnoliopsida, Brassicales, Brassicaceae.